UUGGCGUGUGUGCUUGCCCACUUUCCUUAACAACGGUCGCCAGGGAGACGAGAUUGGGAAGACGCCCCCUGCGGAUUGGCUGUUUCUAGUUUCACUGCCUCAGGAGAACCGCCAGAAGGGGCAGGUCCCGGCGUUGCAUUGCAGUAGGAUAGCUCGCUGUCCCCGAGCUCAGCGGGAGAGCCCUUGGCUAUGGCUAAGAAGGACGAAGAGACGAUCACCCCCAGGUCCAGCCAGACCCUGGGAAUGAAGGCGCAGUCGGAGUAUGAACAGCCUCCCAAACUGCAGCAGGAACUGGAGAGGAGUCCCAGUUCCGUGGGGGAAUCUGUCGUGAGGACGGGAACAGACGUGCAGACCGACUCGGCCACAGUGGACACGACCUCUGUGGAAGGGGCUGAAGAUGCUGCAGCCAACUUGUUCCCGCCACCGCUACCCAGGCCCAGGAUCUGCAUGUGGAAGUACCUGGACAUCCAUUCAAUGCACAAACUGGAUAAGGCAGCCACUGUGGAAUCGAUGAGAGAGGUUCUGGCUGAGCUCUUCGAGCUUGGCUAUCCAGAGCAGAGCCUGCGGGAUGCCAUUGUCUUGGACCUCUUUUCCCAUGCACUCCUCUUCUGCCGCCAGCAGGCCUUUUCACCAGAGCAGACAUCAGCAGCUUGUGCCUUGCUCCAAGAUCUUCACAAGGCCUGUGUUGCUACCCCUUUGGGCAACGUGGAGGAAUGCUACCACUACUUUACCAGCGUCCUCUUUUGCCAUGGAGUCAGGCGGCCUCCUUUCAGCAUCGACCUCUUCAAAGAGCAGCAGCUGUUGUCCCUGGCAGACUAUGUGGUCAACACCUACUUCCGCCACUUCAAGCUCUACAAAUAUGUCUUCACACCCCAGGUUCGGCUGGACCUGUCUCUGUCUUACAUGGGGCUACAGCCACCCAAGCUCUGGCCAGAUGAGAGAGACUACGAGGAGGUGGCAGCAGAACAAGUGGCUAUUUCACAGGAGGAAGAACCAGAAACUGUGGCCCAGACAGAACAACAGCCAAGUGAGGUGGACGUCCUCCAAACCUACAUCAAGAGCCAGCUGAGCAAGGAGCUGGGGCAGCUCCAGCAGCUGGUGGAGGAACGGCUCAAGGAGAGCGAGGAAAGGCUGAGCAGCAAACUGGCUGCACUGGAGCGGCCCAAUCAGUCACGUCCCAGCAAAGGCAAGAACAAGCCCAAGUGAUCCCCAGCAUUUUCUCCAAUAAAGACCUGGGCCAGAGCACCCCAUCCCCCA
Messenger RNA from Meriones unguiculatus (Mongolian gerbil), 1257 nucleotides. RefSeq names its product cilia and flagella associated protein 119 (gene Cfap119). The transcript has 9 exons. The coding region runs from base 190 to 1206 and encodes 338 amino acids. The record is from RefSeq and is a predicted model, not a curated record. NCBI's taxonomy places the organism in Eukaryota, Metazoa, Chordata, Mammalia, Rodentia, Muridae.